AAAAAAAAAGUCGAAGCAUUUAAAAAAAGGAGGAGCUGAUUGGCUUUCGGUAUCUGUCGUCAAAAGAUAAGGAUUUGAGCAACAUGUUUCGUUUUUACUAUACCUUGAGAGGAGGUCUAAUGAAUUGAUAAAUUGAAUUUUACACGCACUUGUGUUAAAAUUUUAAAUUGAAUCACGUGCUUGCCGAGCUGGCAUUGGGGUUGGGUCUGCAGCUGGAAUUCACUGGAAUUAUUGGUAUUUCAUAAUUGACCAUGGAGGAAGAUUUUGGCUUUGUUCCUCGUGGUAGAGGACGGGGGAUGAUGCGUGGACGUGGCAGGGGCGGCGGCUACCGCGGCGGUGACCUGGAGCGCGGCGGGUACCGCGGUCGGGGGGAGCGCGGCGCUCGCGGCUACCGGGGUCGUGGCGAGCGCGGUGGCCGGGGCGGCUACCCACCGCGCGGCGGUGGCUACGACUCCCCGCGCGGCUACGGCCGCGGCCGCGGCUACCCGAGCCGCCGUGGCGGGAUGGAGCACGGAGACUACGAGCCCAUGGACAGCUACGAGCCGGCUCCCUAUGAGGAGCCCGCGGCCGAGUACGAGCCCAGAGGCCGCCGGAGCUAUGAGCCUCGCGGUCGCGGAGGGUACGAGGGUCGCGGCAGGGGCGGCUAUGAGCCCCGCGGCCGAGGAGGCUACGAACCCAGAGGUCGGGGUGGCUACGAAUCCCGCGGCCGCGGAGGUGGUUAUGAACCCCGCGGCCGUGGAGGGUACGAGCCGCGCGGUCGCGGAGGAUACGAGAGUCGCGGCCGCGGUGGCUACGAACCCAGAGGUCGCGGUGGUUACGAGCCGCGCGGCCGCGGCGGCCGCGGUCGACCUCACUUCGAGGACGCCGGCUACCCGGAGGCGCCGCCGCCCAAGCGCGGCCGCUUCGUGGGCGGCGGCGGCUGGGGCGAGUACCCGCCCGAGGAGCGCGGCUACGCGGCCGAGUACGUGGAGGAGCCGCGGGGGUACGCGGCAGAGCCCCGCCCGUACCGAGGCGGUUACUCCACCUAUGACGCCGAGCCAGUGGAGCCCGGAUACGGAAAGCGGUCAUACGGCGGUGACGACUAUGGCGGCGACCGUUACAACGGCGGUUACAACGGCCGGGCGAUGGACGACGGCUACUCUAACGGUCGCGGAUACGAGGCUGGUGGCCGUUGGUAGUAGGUUACAUGUGCCCAAGGCUGUUGCGCGGGCACGGUAGACCGCUACGGUAGAACGCUGACAAAGGGGCUCCGCACACGCCUGCUAGGCGCUUACUCUAAAGUCGGGUGAUUCCCUCGAGAGCGUGAGAGAGGAACUGAGACAGAGAGAAAGACAGAGCUGACGUGUCUAAGCCACGAGAGAAACUGUGACGUACCUAUGAGUGGCGUGAACAUGCCUGUGAGCUGCGAGACGGGAGUUGACCUUGAUGUCUGCGGAGUCUGGAGCUAGGUUCGACGUAGUGCUGUUUUAUAUGUCGAAUUCACUGAGAUCCACGUUCAUGUACUACUUUCAUCUUACCAUCUUCGUUAGUGGCCGCCAUUCGUUGCUGUUCUUUCUCGCUGGAGAAAGCGAAGGAAAGUAACGGGCGCCCGAUUAGUGUUGUAAGACUAUCUCAUCCUAACCGCGUCAUAAAGGUGGAUGCGCGAACAAUUUCAUUUACUGGCGUCAAAACGUUUUCGGUAAUUUUACGAAAGGAUAAUUGUUGCUUUUUCUGUUUCUUCGGUUAUAGUGUAAGACAUAGCGCGACAAACUUUAAUAUGUACUUACGGAAAUGAAGCCCAUCAUCAGCGUAUUAGUUCCUUCGAUGUCAAUGUCAUUACCUGAUUGGUCGCGAUCAUUGGCAUUUCAAUGUCUCAAUAAAAAUCAUGACGAA
This is a messenger RNA of Amphibalanus amphitrite, 1872 nucleotides long. Its product is annotated as TATA-binding protein-associated factor 2N-like. The transcript has 7 exons. NCBI's taxonomy places the organism in Eukaryota, Metazoa, Arthropoda, Thecostraca, Balanomorpha, Balanidae. The coding region runs from base 252 to 1178 and encodes 308 amino acids. The record is from RefSeq and is a predicted model, not a curated record.